This is a messenger RNA of Magnolia sinica, 3290 nucleotides long. RefSeq lists its product as uncharacterized. The record is from RefSeq and is a predicted model, not a curated record. The transcript has 7 exons. Bases 384 to 3098 code for a protein of 904 amino acids. Lineage: Eukaryota; Viridiplantae; Streptophyta; Magnoliopsida; Magnoliales; Magnoliaceae. Gene Ontology annotation, molecular function: protein binding.
CAGUGGGAUCCACAAUUUAGUCGGUUUAAUAUAAGUUAAUGUAUUCGACAUGUACAAGUUCUGAGCGCCUGCGUAUCGAGAGUGCAACGGUGCCAGAGUACCAUAUAACUACCCUUAAAUUAGCAGAAUUUCGUUAUGGAUCUUGCUCUUAGCACCUCAAUCCUUUUGAACCUGUAUAACCUGAGGCUGAUGGAGAUCGACACCCACUCAUUUGCCACAAUCUACGCCGGAAAUUCCAUCCAUACAAAGUCAUCUUCUUCCUUCCACUUUCUCUUCUUCGCUGCUUCAGGCAAAUCCACAAACAGGUUGCAUGCGCAACCAAAAUUCAAAGGAAAGUGUGAUAUUGGAAUCGCUUUCUGUUAUACUAACAAAACAUCAAGACGAUGAUGAUGAUGGACGGUCGAGAGACGCUGAUGUGCGUCGAGGAUGACGAUGAGUUCUUCGAGUCCUUCAAUCGAAUAUCCUGUGCCGUCCCCGUCAGUGUCGGUUCUUACCGAUCUGACGAAGAUGACGACGACGACGAAUAUGACGACAGCCGGAUGUCCUUCGCCUCCGCUGUAGGUCCGCCCAUGGAUUGCCGCUUCUCGACAGCGUCGAUGGCGGAUGCGAUGCCAGUCAUGCACGAUGAAGAGUACAAUUUCUGGAUGGCGGAGCCUAUGUCCAUUCAGGAGCGGCGGGUGCGAUUACUGCAGGGCAUGGGAUUGGGCGGAAGUAAGGAGCUCCUUCGGGUCGCCAGCUCUGAAUUCUGCCGGGUGAAUUCUUCGAGAGCUCCCAUGGAGACGAGAACAGCAACAGAAGCGGAUGUGGCAACGGCAAAACCAGAGGGAACAACCGUAGCGGCAUCGACAACUAAUGACGAAGACUCUUUGCAUUCGGUACUCGCUCGGUCGAGAUCCGCUGGAGCUGUGGUUGUGCCAACAUCAGACAUCAAACACCAGGCCGCUCUUGUCCGAACGAAUUCAGCACCGUCGUCACUUUGCACAUACCGCCGGUCGGAUUCUCUCGGGAGCUCCGAAGGGCAGUCUGGAACGAGCAUGGUAGGCGGGGCCACUGAUGAGGCGUUGUUGGCUGAUAGCGCCCUCUCCUUCUUCAAGAUAAAGGACUUGGAUACCGGGAAGGAGUUCAUCGUCAAGGAGUUUAGGGAGGACGGGACGUGGAACCGUCUCAGCGACGCAGAGACCGGGGAGCAGCUUACGAUGGAGGAAUUCGAGAGGUGCGUUGGCUAUUCCCCCAUCGUUAAGGAGCUGAUGCGGAGGGUGAAUAGCCAGAAGGGAGCUGGGGAUGGGAAUUCAUCUCUCUCCAACAAUUUCAGCAAAUCAACCAAGAAGAAAGGUUGGUUGAAGAACAUAAAGGGAGUCGCGAAUUCGGUAUCUGGGCUUAUAGGGGAGUGGGAGAGAGACAGCCUUCUGUUGGGGCGAUCUGGCCGGCACUCUUCUUCCUCGUCACAGAACGAUUGGAUGAAAGUUCGUCAUCGCGGCAAAUCAUACAAGGAAUUCACAGGUCUUCACAUGUGCCAAGAGAUUCAGGCACACCAAGGUUCCAUUUGGACCAUCAGAUUCAGCCUCGACGCUCGUUACCUUGCGAGCGCAGGUGAAGAUCGUGUCAUCCAUGUUUGGCAAGUUCUUGAUUGCGAGAACAUUCUGUCUGUAGCAUCUGAAGAGGGUGGCAGCAAUGCCAGCCCUGUCCUAUCCCCUUCAUUGUCCAAUGCUUCACCGGAUCGACCUCCCAUUCCUCGAGCUGAUGCUCAAACCUCAGAGAAGAAGAGAAAGGGGAAGAUCUCGUCAGGUAGCAGGAAGGGCUCCUCCGCUCGCCAGAAUAUUUUUGUGCCGGAGACCGUUUUCUCGCUCUCAGAUAAACCUCUCUGCUCUUUCCAAGGUCACCAGGAUGAUGUCUUAGACCUAUCUUGGUCUAAAUCUCAGCAAUUACUUUCUUCUUCAAUGGACAAAACUGUUAGGUUAUGGGACAUGGAAACCAAGUCUUGUUUGAAGUUGUUUGCGCACAAUGACUAUGUAACUUGCAUCCAGUUCAAUCCAAUAGAUGAUCAGUACUUCAUUAGUGGAUCGCUUGAUGCCAAGGUCCGGAUAUGGAGUAUACCAGAUCGUCAGGUUGUUGACUGGACUGAUCUACAUGAAAUGGUUACUGCUGCAUGCUACACUCCUGAUGGGCAGAGUGCCCUAGUUGGUUCACACAAAGGGAGUUGCCGUUUAUACGACACAUCAGAUUGUAAGCUGGUUCAGAUAGCGCAGAUGGAAAUUCAAACCAAGAAGAAGAAGGCUAAUCCAAAGAAGAUUACUGGUUUCCAGUUUUCCCCAGGGAACCCAUCUGAAGUGUUGGUUACCUCUGCUGAUUCUCAGAUCCGUAUCUUUAAUGGUGUUAAUCUCAUUCACAAAUUUAGAGGUUUCCGAAACACCAGCAGUCAAAUAUCUGCAUCAUUCACUACAGAUGGGAAGUAUGUCGUAUGUGCAAGUGAGGACUCUCAAGUGUACGUAUGGAAGCGAGAAGAACUCCGCAAUGUGGGUGGUAGUGGGAAGAGGAAAGGUUUUAUCACAACUAGAUCACAUGAACAUUUUCAUUGUAAAGAUGUAUCGGUUGCAAUCCCAUGGCCUGGUGUUAACAAGUAUGAGCCACCAUCCUUGUCCUUGCCCUUAGGAUCAAGGAGGCAAAAUCAUAACCAUCCUCCAAAACACACUAACACACAACCAGCCUCUUCCGGAGAUCCUACCCUUGAAGAGCCUGUCAUGGGCAGUAGCAAGAACCAUUUCCCACCUCUUCCAAAGAAAAGUUUAUCGGAGUGGGCAUCGCCUUGCCCAGACGAAGAACUCGCCAACCCAUCUCGUUCAGACUCAGGGAUUGGUGGCUUAUCAUCUGCUAGCGGUUCUCCUUCAAAGUCUAGAGGAUUAUCAUCCAUAUCUUCGUCUGCAUUUUCUCCAUCGUCACCAUGGCGGUGGUAUGAUGCAAAUAGCACUGGGAGUAGUGGUGUCCAAACCGCAACAGCAUGGGGUUUGGUGAUUGUGACGGCAGGGCUUGGAGGGGAGAUCAGGACAUACCAAAAUUUUGGGUUGCCCAUAAGGCUUAGCCGCCAGGCUAAUCUAUUUUGAAGUGGUAACCUAUUGGUUAUCGACAUCCCAAACGGGAGGGAGAUUAACUUAUUGUCAUUUUUGUUGUUAUUUCUAAAUCAAGCUUCCAUCCUGUACACAAACUGUAAAUGUAAAUGUAUGAUAUAUUGUUCUUACUAGUGGUAGAGUUGGAAUACAAGAGGUUUUUUUUUUUUCUCUCAUAAGGUUGCCCCA